AUUAUUUCAAACUUUAUGUUCCCACGUGUUUUAAAUGUUUUAAAUAUUUUUAAAGUAUCAAGUACUUUCUAUUCUAGUGCCCACAGUUUACAUUCAGUGAAAUACUUCCAGUUCAACAAUCAGUAUCAAAAUGCCGAAAAAAAGAUUCAACUGGAAAUCUAGGGAGGUGAAAAGCACAGUUAUAGAUGAUUCGGAAACGAAAAAGUUGAAAGUAGAGAUAGAAGGUUCCGAACAUUAUGAUGAUGCUAAUCAGUUGGUAUUACCAUCGAAAAAGAGGAAUACGAAAACCAAGAGGCAGAAAAUAGAGACUGUGAGAAUACUGUCGAAAAAACAGCGAAAGCUUCUUGAGAAAAUUGUGGACAAGAAGAAGAAAAAGGAAAAUAGGAAAAAUAUUCUGGAGGAACUACAGAAAUAUCGAUUGCCUAAGGAAGAACAAGAUCAGCUGGUAUCAUUGUCAUCCCUUCAAACCAAAGGACUCAAGCGUAUAUUUUUGGAAGAAAAAAAAAUAAAUGCUCCCCCCAAAAAGCGAAAAACCCAUAACGAAGAAGAAAACAUUGUUGAGAAUGCCAAUAACCUUGUUAUAUUAGAUACUCCAAUUAAACAAGAUCCUAUUGUAAAAAAAAAAUAUGAUCCAAGUCAUCUAGGUCUAUCUGAUAAUGAACCAAGCGAUGAGGAUACCGAGUCAAGUGACGAUGAAGUUGAAGUUAAAGAUGAAAUUAUUGAAAGCCCCUUGCAAGAAGAAGACGUCCAAGAAAUAAAAGAGGAUGCCUCUGGUUCUAAAUCAGAAAUCAAUGAAAAAAAAGAUGAUGAUGUAGAGAUUGUUGGUGAAAUCCCAAAAAUUAUAUCAGUGAAAAAGGAGAGAAAACCUGCGGUGUAUGUUGAUGUGAUCAGGGACUCUAAAAUACAAGAGCAAAGGAUGAAACUUCCUAUUUUGGGAGAAGAACAGCACAUAAUGGAGGUGAUCAAUUCAAAUCCAAUUGUAAUAAUAUCUGGUGAAACUGGAAGUGGUAAAACAACACAACUACCUCAGUUUCUUUAUGAAGCUGGUUAUGCCUUAGAGAGGCAGAUUGGUAUAACUGAACCAAGGAGGAUUGCAGCUAUCUCCAUGUCGGAGAGGGUUGCAAAAGAGAUGAGCUUGAGCUCUAGAGAAGUAUCUUUCCUGAUCAGAUUUCAGGGUAAUGUAACAGAAGAUACCAAAAUCAAGUUCAUGACAGAUGGUGUUUUGUUGAAAGAGCUUCAGAGUGAUUUUUUGCUCAAUAAAUACAGUGUUAUUAUCUUGGAUGAAGCUCAUGAGAGAUCUCUGUACACAGAUUUGUUGGUUGGUCUUCUGGCAUGGAUUAUCAAACUACGCGAAAAGAGAAGUAUACCGUUGAAGCUCAUUAUCAUGUCGGCCACAUUACGCUUACAAGACUUCACUAACAACAGGAGACUCUUCAAAACUCUCCCUCCUGUAAUCAACGUAGAAAGCCGUCAGUUUCCGGUCACAGUCCAUUUCAACAGAAGAACCGAUGAUGAUUAUAUGAAAGAGGCAUUCAAGAAAACUGUGAAAAUCCAUUCCACCCUGCCUGAAGGUGGUAUACUGAUAUUUGUAACAGGACAACAGGAAGUUCAUCAGUUGGUGACUAAAUUGAAGAAAAAGUUCCCCUAUGUAGAGUCCAAGAAAAAGGCGGUACUAAAAGAAGAGGAUCAAGAAGAUGAGGAAGAUAUCUGGGAUGGUAAAAAGAAAAAGGGAAAGAAUAAAAAGAACAAAAUAAUCUUGCCACGAAUCAAUUUGGACGAUUAUAGCCUUCCGCGUGAUGCCGAAGUGAACUCCGACGAAGAAGACGCCUCCGACGUAGAGUCUGAGGAAGACGCGCAUGCGGACGAGACCGCUUGCCACGGACAGCCUUUGUGGGUGUUGCCUCUCUUCUCCAUGUUGCCGGUUCACAAGCAGAACAGGAUAUUCCAACCGGUUCCUUCGGGAUGCAGGUUAUGCGUGGUGAGCACCAACGUGGCCGAGACAAGUUUAACAAUUCCGGGUAUAAAAUACGUGGUGGAUACCGGGAAAACGAAAGCCAAAUUAUACGAUAAGGUCACCGGCGUGUCCACUUUUAAGAUUUGCUGGACAAGCAAAGCCUCGGCCGAUCAAAGGGCUGGGAGAGCAGGCAGAACCGGACCGGGGCACUGCUACAGACUCUAUUCCAGUGCCGUAUAUAACGAUACCUUCGUGAAUUUCGAAGAGCCGGAGAUACGAAGGGCCCCCUUGGACGAUCUUAUAUUAAGAAUGCGAAGCAUGAAGAUCACGUCCAUCUUGAACUUCCCCUUCCCCACCGCUCCAGACCUGCUGCAGAUGAAGGUCGCCGAAACUAGGCUCAAGAUCCUCGGUUUACUAGAUGAACACACAGGCAAGAUCACCAAACUGGGGAAACAUGUGUCCAAGUUCCCCCUGUCACCCAGGUUCGGCAAGAUGCUGGCGCUCAGCUUCCAGCAGGACAUCGUCCCCUACACCAUAAUGCUGGUGGCGGCGUUGUCGGUGCCCCAGCUGCUGUUAGAGGGAUCGGGUGAGACGAAGGGAGCCGAAGGCGGUCGCAGCGACGCCGAGAAGUGGGCGGCAACGCGGGCGAAAUGGGCGGGAACGGGUAAUUCGUAUCUGCUGGGCGACAACAUGGUACUGUUGGCGAGCGUCGGCACGGCGGAGGUGGCCCACGCCCAGGGCAAGCUGGAGGCGUUCUGUUUCGAGAACGGCAUCAGACAGAAGGCGCUGUCCGAGGUGCGUAAGUUGAGGGUGCAGUUGACCAACGAGAUCAACACUAACCUCCCGGAGGCAGAUUUGACGGUCGACCCUAAACUGCCGCCGCCUACCGAUCAUCAAGCCAAGAUGUUGCGUCAGAUUUUGUUGCUGGGUUUGGGGGAUCAGUUGGCAAGAAAAGUGACGAUAGAUGAGGUACCUACUGGAGAAUCAAAGACAAAGUAUAAAUAUGCAUACCGAGUGGGCAACAUGGAGGAUCUAGUAUAUCUCCAGAAAAGCUCUGUCCUUCGCAGGACGGUUCCAGAAUGGGUCAUAUUUAUGGAACUUUACGAAACCAAUAGAGUAUAUAUGCGUGGAGUGACAGCCGUGGAAGUGGAGUGGCUGCCACUCUAUUUCACACAUAUAUGUCAACUCAAGACCCCCGACAAUGGAAUAUAUGAAGAUGGUAAAGUGAUGUGCUUCGUGGAUGGUACAUUCGGCACACAAGCAUGGCCGUUGAGGGGCGUCAAAAUGGAAUUUCCCGAACUAGAAGAAGGCUACAGAUGGUUCGGCAAGUUUCUGCUCGAGGGAGAAGUUUUCGAGGAGUUGAAAAAGUUCUCUACGCAGCUAUUGAGUGCGCCCGCCAUGAUGACGAAAAAAUACUCGAGGUUGCAGCCGAGAACUAACGCCCUCACGAAAGCGCUGAUAGCCAGGAAGGUUAGGAGGAAAGAAACUUUGCUGCAGGCGUGGGAACAGAGUCCUAGUUAUUUAUUGGAGGAAUACUUGCAAUGGAUUCCGCAAGCACUGCAGGCGGAAGUUACAACUAUUUGGCCUCCAUCUCUGUAGAUAUUUUUCAGUUAAGCAAAGCACAUUAAGGGUGUUAUAUCCGUUCUCCCGAAACGUGAAUUCCGUUAGAUGGCACUAUAUGAAAAUUUGUUUAACUGAACAUACUUACGUCCCACCAAGACAAUAGCUCCACCCACUUUUUUCGCUGACAUUUUGCCUGAGGGAACAGUAAGCGAAGGAUAGUUGAGUUUAUGUCUUUAUUAUCCCUAAUAAAAGGGUCUACUAAAGAUUUGGUUUCUUUGGAAUCACUUCCACUUAUAGGAGUUUUAGCUCGAUGUAAGUGACAGAAACGCGGAAAUAAAUAUUGUUGAAAAUCGAAAAAUUCUCAAUUGAGCUCUGGUACGGAAGGACCUGAAAGGACAUUUCAUUGCAUCAGCUAAUGAUGCUUCAGGAUCGAAAAAGAACAGAAAUAUCUUGUAUAAUAAUCUUGUAUAUAAUUUGUAUAGUGAUACAAAUAAGCAGGCCCUGAAUUAAUGAUUAUUAUAGCUGUGAUGAUAGUGAAUAGGUAUAAUUAUUUAGAAACUGAUAAUCUGUGAAAAAAGAACUGUAUGAAAUUCUAAAUAUAUAAUUUUCAGAAUUA
Coccinella septempunctata (seven-spotted ladybird) is the source of this 4133-nucleotide messenger RNA. RefSeq names its product probable ATP-dependent RNA helicase kurz. The transcript has 9 exons. Gene Ontology annotation, molecular function: ATP binding; RNA binding. Gene Ontology annotation, cellular component: intracellular anatomical structure; nucleolus. The record is from RefSeq and is a predicted model, not a curated record. The coding region runs from base 131 to 3553 and encodes 1140 amino acids. Lineage: Eukaryota; Metazoa; Arthropoda; Insecta; Coleoptera; Coccinellidae. Gene Ontology annotation, biological process: maturation of SSU-rRNA from tricistronic rRNA transcript (SSU-rRNA, 5.8S rRNA, LSU-rRNA).